AUGGCUGCGUCCUGGACAGCGAUCAGGCUGUGCUCUGGUGCUGCAAAGGCGGCAGCCCCGGUCAAAGUUACGCGAUGGGAGAGAUUGAAAAACAGUAAAGCGGGAGUGUGGUGCCGUAGCUUGUUCUCUGACUACAAGGAGGCAUGUCGGGAGACGGUAGUUGCCUGCUGGGAACGUCCAGUUAAAGCUUCAAUUUAUCUGGGACUGCUGGGUGGAGCCUGGACUUGUUUCUCCAGCAGACCCGAUCACUCUUCCUUUGAGACAAACCUGGUGGAGUGCUCUAAUCAGCUGGGAGUGCUGUCGCCUUGGAUACGCAAUGGAACCUCUGAUAAGCACGUGCAAAAUCUAGUUAAGCUGUGCAACGACGGCCGGUUGCGUCACCUUAGUUUAGGGAUAGUUUCACUAACCUACUGUGCAGAUUAUGAUCCAGACAGUAGCCUGUAUGAAGCCCAUUGUUCCAACCUGUCAGUCCCCUGGAGGGAGCUCCCUAAGCGGGUUUUAGAUGUGGGCUUUGCUGGGCAGUGGUGGAUCCUUGCUUCAAAGAUGAAAGACUACGAUAUCAAUGAAGAGGAAUUCAAGCACCUGCCAGUUCAGAUGCAGGCUACAACGCCACCCAGUGUUCAGGAGGUGGAAAGGAAUGAAAAGUUGCACAAAGAUUCUUGGCUACCACUGAAAAUGGAGAGUGAAGAAGAGGGGGAGGGAAAGUCACCAGAAGAGAAGACAGCAGUCUAGAACUGGACCCCCCCCCCAAAAAAAGAACAAAACAUGCAAAUGCUCGACUGCUGUUUGGACUUAAUUUUUCUUAUCCUCGACUUGGUGUAAUGUGUUUGGUGAUAAUCUUAUAGUUUGUGAUGUGAUUAUAAUUUGCUGGCCAUGACAUCAGAAUUAGAAUGUCAAUCUGUGUACAAAGCAUUUAUUAAGCAUUGAUGAAAACAUAUGAAAAGCUUAAACGGUAUGUCAGUGUGUGUUGAUUUUGUAUGGUAAAGGAAUAGAUGCUUUGUAUGAUGCUCACCAAAAGCCCAGUGAUAUUGUCAAUUAUAGCAAGGUUACUAUACUUACUUACUAAGAAUGAUGGAUUAUAUGUUAAAGAAUCAUGUCUUUUAACAGUUAGUUAAUGCUGAUUAUGAAUUUCUUUAUUACUAAUUAUCAUUAUCAAAACCAGAAUAUGGUAGGUAGAACAGGCUGAUAGUUCAUCAGCAGCCAGGAAUGGCUCAGCUGAUCAAGUGCACUCGUCCCUACUAAGUAACUUAUUUAAUCAAUGUGACUUAGGUACAACGGAUUUAAGUUAUGCACAAAAGAUGCCAUACAGCUAGCACAAGCAAGUAGCCCAAAGGCUGUAUGUUUGGUCAUCACUUCAGGGAGUAUAGGUGAAUGACCUAUUCUCCCUCCAGCCAUUUACAUACCACUGCUGAUGCCCUGGAAAUGCCAAGAAAUGUUUAAUCAAAGUCCAGUAAAGAUCAGUAAUUUUCCAGGGUCAUCGGCAAGCAGAGAUGUAGAAGACAGGAUGUCUGAGGAUGGAUGAACUUGGGAGGUGGCAUUUGGGGACAGCAGUGCAUUUUCCAUAAGCAUUGAUGUCAGCCUGAGCCUCUGCCAUUUUGCCUGUAGCUGCUGCUGCUGCAAGCUAAGCUGUCUUUCCUGCAGAUGGUAAAGGUGUUUACUGGGGAUUGAGGACUCUGCCUCAUUCAUAGGUUUCUGCAGCCUUGCACCAGUAGGCGCUGAGCAUGCAUUAACUUUGCUAAUAUUCAAAUUUUCUGCUGGCUGCCGGUUUGUAUCUUUUUCUUCCAAACUCUGUCUAUUGAGGUUUCAACAGAAUGUCAAUAAAAUACAAGCGCUCACCUACACAGGUCUAUAUCCAUUACGUGUUUGUCUUUGUGAUGUUUUUGCAUGUUUACUUAAUCCCCGCUCAAUUGCUUUAUUUUUAUUGAGCAUUUAAUACAAAUGGAAGACACACUUUUAAAAAGUAGGCUUAUGAUUUCUUUUUCUUGUCAGUGAUUUUUGUCAUUGCAUUUAAUUGAAGAUGCUCCUAUAAGUUGUAU
Lampris incognitus (smalleye Pacific opah) is the source of this 2036-nucleotide messenger RNA. It is a transcript of the gene timm29, whose product is annotated as translocase of inner mitochondrial membrane 29. The transcript has 2 exons. Gene Ontology annotation, biological process: protein insertion into mitochondrial inner membrane. Gene Ontology annotation, cellular component: TIM22 mitochondrial import inner membrane insertion complex. Lineage: Eukaryota; Metazoa; Chordata; Actinopteri; Lampriformes; Lampridae. The record is from RefSeq and is a predicted model, not a curated record. The coding region runs from base 1 to 732 and encodes 243 amino acids.